GAGACCCUGUGUCUCCGGGAGAUGUACUCUGUGAUAUAGAAACGGAUAAAGCUGUCAUUUCCAUGGACACUGAGGAGACUGGAGUCCUGGCCAAAAUAUUGGCCCCAGACAACAGCAAGGAUGUGGUUGUUGGAAGUCUCAUUGCCCUCUUGGUGGAGGAAGGGGAUGACUGGAAGAGUGUUCAAAUCCCUGCAGAUGCAGGUGCUAAGCCUCAGCCUGUUGCUGCUGCUGCUGCCUCAGCUCCAACCACUGUACCAGUGGGAAAACCACAACCAGUGGCUACUGUGGAACAUAGCCACCUGAUGGGCCCGUCAGUGAAGAAAUUGCUGCAUGAGUACAACAUUGAGUCAUCUGCUGUACCAGCCACAGGGCGGUCUGGUGUCUUGUUGAAAGGUGAUGUUCUUGAUUACAUAACAGCCAAAAAUUUGAAAAGGGUCGAUCAAAGGGCUGCAGGCCCGGCACAGAGUCCCAGCUCAAGCAAACCAGUGCAGACACCUGUAGCAUCUUCACCUGCCUCUGCCAACUAUGUAGAUAUUCCACUGACCAACAUGAGACGAACUAUUGCCAGGCGACUGACCGAAUCUAAGACAACAAUUCCCCAUGCUUAUGCUUCCAUUGAAUCGGACGUCGGAGCUGUCACGGAACUGAGGAAGACAUUGACAAACGAAGGGAUCAAGGUUUCGGUCAAUGAUUUCAUCAUCAAGGCUGCAGCGUUGGCCCUACAGCGAGUGCCUCGGGUGAAUGCCAUCUGGGCAAACGAAGGACCCCAGCUGAGCCAGACAGUGGACAUUUCAGUAGCCGUGGCAACACCAAAUGGUCUGAUCACUCCCAUUGUCAGAGGGGCAACUUAUCUUACAGUGGACCAGAUCAGCAGAACAGUGAAGGAGUUGGCUGUAAAGGCUAGAGAUGGAAAGUUGCAGCUCCAUGAGUUCCAGGGAGGCAGCUUCAGCAUUUCAAACCUAGGAAUGUUUGGAAUCUCAGAAUUCACAGCCGUCAUAAACCCACCACAAAUCGCCAUUCUCGCUGUAGGCACCUCACGUCCUGUGGCAACUAUGAACGGCAACCGGCACCGAAUGACGGUGACCAUGUCGUACGACAGCCGAGCUAUCAGCGAGAUAGAAGCCACACAGUGGCUGCAGGAAUUCCGCAACGUGAUGGAGAACCCCAAGUCCAUGCUGUCAGGAACUAACCUGGAUGCCGAGGCAGAAGCUUUUGCAUUUUAA
This is a messenger RNA of Candidula unifasciata, 1223 nucleotides long. The record is from the annotation of a GenBank genome assembly. Lineage: Eukaryota; Metazoa; Mollusca; Gastropoda; Stylommatophora; Geomitridae.